Panicum hallii is the source of this 3145-nucleotide messenger RNA. RefSeq names its product pentatricopeptide repeat-containing protein At1g73710. Lineage: Eukaryota; Viridiplantae; Streptophyta; Magnoliopsida; Poales; Poaceae. The record is from RefSeq and is a predicted model, not a curated record. Gene Ontology annotation, molecular function: protein binding. The transcript has a single exon. The coding region runs from base 11 to 2737 and encodes 908 amino acids.
CCCGAAAGCAAUGCCUCCCGUUCCCCACCGCCCGCCGGCCGCCGGCGCCGCCGUCACCGGAGCCGGCGCGCCACCGACCGCAGAUGCCCGCUCGGGCCCCUUCCCUACUCUUCCCCCCGCCGCCUCCCGUAUCCACUUUACCCGCCUGCCCCCGCCACCUUCCCUCUCUUCCUCCAGCACCCCCGCCAGCCCCUUCCCCAGCCCCGCCGCCUCCGCCCUCCACCCCUCCGAUGAAGCCCUGUCCGCCAUGUCCCCGCUGGAGCAGACCUCCCUCCUCUCGCGGCAGCGCUGCUGGCGCCGCGCCCGGGACCUCUUCGACCGCCUGCGCGCGCUCCCCGGGUACGCCCCCAACCCCGUCCACUACGCCGUCCUCCUCCGCCACCUCGCCCGCGCGCGCCGGUGGGCCGAGCUCCGGCGCGCCUGGCUCGGGAUGGCCCUCCCGCCCUCCAAUCCGGCCUACGCUGCCCUCGCCGACACGCUCGCCAAGGCCGGGUUGGCACGGGGAGCCCUCCUGCUGCUCCGACACAUGCGCGCCCAGGGCGUCGCGCCCGACGAGGUCUCCAUGAACACCUUCGUCCGCGUCCUCAAGGAUCAGGGCCGCUACGCCGACGGGCUCGCCCUCUUCCGCAAUUGGUGUGACGGCAGGUUCGAGGUUGACUUCCUUGAUCUUGACGGCAUCGCGAUUGAUUCCGACGGCCCGAUGCAGUUCUUGCUUGCUGACAUCCGUGACGACAACUUUGCUUCUGGUGCACUAGCCAUUGAUGAAGGUCCUAGGAAGCCGAAGCUUGUGGCAACGUAUAACACGCUGAUUGAUCUGUAUGGGAAGGCUGGGAGGCUGAAGGACGCACUGGACAUGUUUCUGGAUAUGCCUGCUCAUGGGGUUAUGCCAGACACGUAUACAUUCAACACAUUGAUCAACGUAUUUGGGUUAUCCGGCAACAUGGCACAGGCAGAGGCUCUGUUUGCCAGCAUGGUAGUUAGGGGUAUCAAUCCUGACACUAAGACAUACAAUGUGAUGAUGACUUUAUUUGCAUCAACUGGAGAUUUAGAUGGAGUUCUGAAGUAUUACCGGGAAAUUGGGAAGGCAGGGCUACAUGUGGAUGCUGUGAGCUCUAGGAUUGUGCUGCAGGUGCUAUGCGAGAGGAAGAUGGUGCGUGAAGCAGAAGAUGUGAUUGAAGGGAUCCUGAAUUCAGGCAGUUCUGUUCAUGAGCAAUCCCUGCCUGUUGUCAUGAAGAUGUAUGUUGAUCUAGGAUUGCUUGAUGAAGCAAACACAUUCUUUGAGAGGCAUUGCAGAGGAAAAGGGGUUUCAUCCAAGAAUUUUGCUGCCAUGAUAGAUGCUUUUGCAAUAAAGGGUCUGUGGGAAGAAGCCGAGCAUAUUUUCUUGUCGAGAAGAGGAGAUGGGAACAACAAGGACAUAAUGGAGUAUAAUGUGAUGGUAAAGGCUUAUGGUCGGGCAAAGCAGUAUGAUAGAGUUUCUUCUCUGCUUGAGAGCAUGGAAGGUUCUGGUGUUUCGCCAGAUGAGUGCACAUAUAAUUCCUUGAUUCAAAUGUUUUCUGUUGGUGGAUUUCCACAGAGAGCUAAGAAACUAUUAGGUAAAAUGAAAGAUGCAGGAUUUGAACCAAAGUGUGAGACAUACUCUGCUGUCAUUAGAAGUUAUUCCCACCAUUGUUUGGUUCCAGAGGCCAUAUGCCUGUUCAAUGAAAUGAAGUCCUCUGGUGUUGAGCCGAAUAUCAUCGUUUAUGGACUAUUGAUUGAUAUGUUUGCAGAGACAGGAAAUGUUAAGGAAGCACUGCACUAUAAUAAUUUGUUGGAAGAAUCUGGAAUCUCUCCAAACCAGGUUGUUCUAACUUCUCUUAUUAAAGCCUACAGCAAAUACAAUUGCUGGAAGGAAGCACAGAAUUUGUAUUCAAGGAUGAAGAACAUGGAUGGCGGCCCUGACAUUAUUGCCUCCAAUGCCAUGCUAAACCUUUAUGCAAAUCUUGGGAUGGUCACUGAGGCAAAAGAAAUCUUUGGAAGCCUGAGGAGAAAUAACAACGCAGAUGGUGUUUCAUACACUACCAUGGUAUACCUCUACAAGGGCAUGGGCUUGCUUAGUGAGUCCGUUAAGGUUGCAUGUGAAUUACAUAAAUCAGGCUUACUAUCUGACUGUGCUUCAUACAAUGCUGUUAUGGCUUGUUAUGUGGCCAAGGGCAACCUUAGAGAUUGUGCAGAGUUAGUGCAGGAAAUGAUUUUGGCUAACAUCCCACCAGAUGCCUCAACUUUUGGAAUGAUUUUUUCUCUACUUCAGAACAGCCAUGUUUCAGCAGAAGAAGUUUUACAGUUAGAGUCAGCAUAUAAUGAUGGCAAGGGUUCUGCCAAGCAAGCUAUUGUUGCAUUUUUGUUCUCCAUAGCUGGCAUGCAUGCUGCUGCACUAGAGAAUUGUGAGCAGUUAUUGAGGCCUGAGUGGACAAUUGAUGCAUGGGCAUAUAAUGUUUGCUUCAAGGUCUAUGCUUCCUGCGGGAAGGUGGAAAAAGCUUUCAGUUUGUUUGUGCGGAUGAAUAAUUUAGGGCUCAAGCCAGAUACAGUUACUUGCAUCCAUUUGGCAACUUGCUAUGGGAAACCUGGAGUAUCAGAAGGCCUAAGGACUAUUGCUCAUCUUGAAUACAGAACUGAUGAGCUUAUGUCUUCGCAUAAUGCACUGGUUGCAUAUAUAGAAAGUGGAAAGAAUAAUGUUGCAGUUCAGUUAGUCAAGAAAUGAUAUGUACAAAAUAUUUAGGAUCAGCUUAUACUUCACAAGGAAAUGUUGAUUUAGUUUUAGGUUCUGAAACUGGAGCUAAAGUGCCUGGUGAUCAGAAGUGUGUCAGGCUUGCUUCAAGAUAUAAAAAGCCAGAUAGAAGAUUUGUGUGUAUCUCUACUUACUAACCAGCAUAGUGCUUAAAAAUCUCAAAAGUGUUACGAUUUGCUGUAGUUUUGUAUGGUUAACAUUUUGAUGUCAAUAUUCAGCUUGUUUGCUUGUUAAAGACCUAAGAUUAUCAAACUGACUGGAAAAAAUUUUUAUUGACAACAAGCUUAACAGUAGAGUCUGAGCCGUCGCUUUAUUUAUAUAACUAUAUGUUGAGUGAUGACCAUACAGUUUUCUGCUUGGUAUCUGAUACUACUUUCUGCC